UCAGGGAUAGACUUCAAGAUUAAAACUGUUGAACUACAAGGAAAGAAGAUCAAGCUCCAGAUAUGGGACACGGCGGGCCAGGAGCGCUUUCACACCAUCACCACCUCCUACUACCGGGGUGCCAUGGGCAUCAUGCUCGUGUACGACAUCACCAACGCCAAGAGCUUUGAAAACAUCAGCAAGUGGCUCCGGAACAUCGACGAGCACGCCAACGAGGACGUGGAGAGGAUGCUGUUAGGAAACAAGUGCGACAUGGAAGAUAAAAGAGUUGUCCCUAGAGCAAAAGGAGAACAGAUUGCUAGGGAGCAUGGUAUUAGGUUUUUCGAAACUAGUGCAAAAGCAAAUAUAAACAUUGAGAAGGCAUUCCUCACAUUAGCAGAAGACAUUCUUCGAAAGACCCCUGUAAAAGAGCCCAACAGCGAAAAUGUAGAUAUCAGCAGUGCCGCCGUCGGUCACUAG
This is a messenger RNA of Tinamus guttatus (white-throated tinamou), 459 nucleotides long. The record is from RefSeq and is a predicted model, not a curated record. Lineage: Eukaryota; Metazoa; Chordata; Aves; Tinamiformes; Tinamidae.